Messenger RNA from Papaver somniferum (opium poppy), 504 nucleotides. Its product is annotated as basic leucine zipper 23-like. The record is from RefSeq and is a predicted model, not a curated record. The transcript has a single exon. Gene Ontology annotation, molecular function: RNA polymerase II cis-regulatory region sequence-specific DNA binding; DNA-binding transcription factor activity, RNA polymerase II-specific. The coding region runs from base 1 to 504 and encodes 167 amino acids. Lineage: Eukaryota; Viridiplantae; Streptophyta; Magnoliopsida; Ranunculales; Papaveraceae. Gene Ontology annotation, biological process: DNA-templated transcription; regulation of transcription by RNA polymerase II.
AUGAAAGUUAUUGAGUUUGUUGACAGUGGUGAAUUUUCUGAAUUCCUUCAAGUCAUGGAUGAUGGAGAGAGAGAUUUCUCUGGCCAAGUCUUAAAGAUGGAUAAUCAAUUACUGACAAUGGAUAGUUUUUUGGAAGAUUUACUUGCUGAUAGUCAUGCAAGUAUGAACCCAACAAGAGAAGGUGCACCUGACCCACAAAACAAUUUCCACCUCCGUACCAAAAACCUUCCUGUUGGAGAGAAGACCACUACCGAGGAAACGUAUGACUCUGCUGAAAUUAAAUCCAAAAAACGUGCACCUGGUAAUAGGGAGUCUGUGCGUAAGUACCGCGAGAGAAAGAAAGCCCGUAUAGCUUCAAUGGAGGAUGAACUAAUCAAAUUGAGAAUCGUGAAUCAGCAGUUGUUAAAAAGGCUGCAGGUACAGGUUGCACUUGAGCAAGAGGUACCUAGGCUUAAGCUUCUGCUUGUAGACAUUAGGGGAACUAUUAAAGGCGAACUUGGAUAA